This is a messenger RNA of Colletotrichum graminicola M1.001, 564 nucleotides long. RefSeq names its product cupin domain-containing protein. The record is from RefSeq and is a predicted model, not a curated record. The coding region runs from base 1 to 564 and encodes 187 amino acids. The transcript has a single exon. Lineage: Eukaryota; Fungi; Ascomycota; Sordariomycetes; Glomerellales; Glomerellaceae.
AUGGCAUCUUCAGUCACUCCGAACAACCUCCGCCGCCCUCAGCGCUUCAUCACAGACCACGCGGCCGACGGCAAAGCCGUCUUCAACACCAGCCUUCCCGAAGAGAUCCCUCAGCAGACCAUCGCCAAUGACGCAAAGUUCUACCUGGGCUACACCACCGAACACACGCCCGUCUCCUUCGCCGGCAACAAGGACGUGGAGACGUACGCCGCGCGCCUCGCAAACCCGCCGGGCAUCGUGAUCCCCGGCGGCAGCGUCAUGCGCAUCGUCGACUGCCCGCCAAACUCCCUGUCGCCCAUGCACCGCACCGUGAGCCUGGACUACGGCGUCGUGCUCGAGGGGGAGGUCGACCUCGUGCUGGAUUCCGGGGAGACGAGGAGGAUGCGCAGGGGAGACGUGAGCGUCCAGCGAGGCACGAUGCAUGCGUGGAAGAACGUGAGCGAGACUCAGUGGGCCAGGAUGCUGUACGUGCUCCAGGAGAGCCAGCCUCUCGAGGUCGCGGGUGGGGUAUUGGAGGAGGAUUACGGCGUCGGAAUGGAGGAUGUGAAGCCCUCUAGCAAAUGA